AUGAGUAGGAAAAGAAGCUAUCACAGCUCCUGUAGGUGUAGGAGACCAUCUCUCUCCUGCUCCACAAGGGCAGAACUGCAGUUUUCCGUGAGCCUGGUGGACCGUCUCCUGCGUGAAGGAAACUAUGCCCAGCGCCUGAAUUUGUUCACACCUAUUUUUCUCGCUGGAAUUCUCAAGUACUUGGCGGCCAACAUCCUGGAGCUGGCAGGCAAUGAGGCGUACAAUAACCACAGGAUACACAUCACCCCAGAACAUGUGGAGAGAGCAGUGGACAACGACCCACAGCUCAGCCUUCUGAUUCAUGUUGAUGCCAGUGAUGAGGUUGAUGAGAUUCCCCAAUCAAAGAAGAACUGA
Molecule: messenger RNA, 354 nt
Organism: Trichechus manatus latirostris (Florida manatee)
Lineage: Eukaryota; Metazoa; Chordata; Mammalia; Sirenia; Trichechidae
Product: histone H2A-beta, sperm-like
Exons: 1
Coding region: 1-354 (117 amino acids)
Biological process (GO): heterochromatin formation
Cellular component (GO): chromatin; nucleosome
Molecular function (GO): protein heterodimerization activity; structural constituent of chromatin; DNA binding
Source: RefSeq, a predicted model, not a curated record